Molecule: messenger RNA, 1167 nt
Organism: Acanthosepion pharaonis
Lineage: Eukaryota; Metazoa; Mollusca; Cephalopoda; Sepiida; Sepiidae
Source: the annotation of a GenBank genome assembly
AUGAUCAAUUGGGCCGUCAAACAAAAAUUAGAAGAUGAUAUCGAAAGCCAGCGGGUCUUACUAAGCACAAUCGUUCAGUUGUACGAAACUGCUGUCAAUGAUGCCAUCUAUGACCACGUCGUUCCUGAUGUGAAUAUUAUACCAUCUACGAUUUUCCCGGGACAAGAAGAAGUUUAUAUUAUCUUCAGUAAAGAUCCAAAUAGUGAGAUCAUUGUCAAAUUGGCUGGCGAAAAACUUAGAACAAGAAAAUGUUCUGACCGUAUCUAUGCAUGUGACUUGCCCAAAAUCUCUUCCGGUCAAAAGAGUAUCAGCGUAUACAAGAAAGAUAGCUCAUAUCCGAUUUCUACAACAAGAGUUGCUGUCGUUACAGUGAAAGCACUUUUGCAAAAUUUGAUUGACAAUAUGGAAAGUGCACUUGGCGUAUCCAGCAAUAUUAUGGAAAGCAAUCAAGAAACUACCGAAAAACGUUUGACAACUGUAUUUGAAAUAGGAUUUAAUUUUAAUCCAUUUCAUAAAGCAUCUGACGAUACAUUGAAAAUAUUUGCCAAACAAAUCCAUCAGAUGUACGACAAAUCGUUGCAGGGUGAAGAAAAAAGAGACAGCGGUUUUGCCCAGGAGUACAAAUGUAAUGACACAUUUACGCGCAUGGAAGGAAUGGAGUUUUCAUUACCUGAACUUCCUGUCCGGAUUCGUGGUGAACAUCAACGUGUAAAUCGACGUGCCUCAGAAGAAUCCCACAGUGAGGUUGAUCGAAGUGAUAGCAUUCGUUUUGGCUUAUGUGUUCAUUUCUAUCUAUCUAUCUAUCUAUCUAUCUAUCUAUCUAAAUGUGUUCAUUUCUAUCUAUCUAUCUAUCUAUCUAUCUAUCUAUCUAUUUAUCUAAAUGUGUUCAUUUCUAUCUAUCUAUCUAUCUAUCUAUCUAUCUAUCUAUCUAUCUAUCUAUCUUGCGUCACUCUACCUCGCAGAUUAUCAUUGCCGGAACCGGAAGGAAAGCUAAAGCGAAAAGAUAAAUUUUUUAAAAUGUUUGGCAUAAAACGAUCAAGCUUUGAUAAAGAAAAAACCACAGAAAAAAUGGCAAACAGACGAAUGUCGAAACGGAUGGUGAAUGCAUCACAGCAAAUUAUAACUGAUAUGCCACAAUUACCUGUAAAGAGCUACAGGAGAAUGUGA